Molecule: messenger RNA, 471 nt
Organism: Acanthosepion pharaonis
Lineage: Eukaryota; Metazoa; Mollusca; Cephalopoda; Sepiida; Sepiidae
Source: the annotation of a GenBank genome assembly
AUGACUCUUUUUCUACCCGUACACUCCUCCCGCUCUCUAUUUUCCCGAUCACUAUCCUCUUACUCUUCCUCUUCCAACUCUCUUUCCUACUGCUCCCUUACCGCUCACUCCCCUCCUGCUCAUCAUUAUCCUGCUCUCUUUCCUCCUGCUCUAUCUUUCUUCCCCCCCCCGCUUACUUUUUCGCCUCCUGGUCAUCUUCUUCCUUCUCACACUCCUCCCGCUAUUCCUUUUCCUGCUCACUCUCCGCCCGCUCUUCCUCUUACCGCCGCUAUUUCCUCGCGAUUACUCUCUUUCCGUUUAUCGCUCACUCUUGUUCUUCUGUCUUUCCGCUCACUCUCCUCCUUCUCACCUUUCUCCUGCUUUCUCUCUCUCUCUUUCGUCAUACCCUCGCUCUCUCUUUUCGCUCACUCUCUUUACCCAUUAACACCCCUCUCAUUCUGUCUCCUCCUGCUUCCUUUUUCUCCCUUCUAA